This is a messenger RNA of Acaulospora colombiana, 693 nucleotides long. The record is from the annotation of a GenBank genome assembly. NCBI's taxonomy places the organism in Eukaryota, Fungi, Glomeromycota, Glomeromycetes, Diversisporales, Acaulosporaceae.
AUGAAUCCUUUCUUCUACAGUGAUGCAACUUUCAAUCAACCAUCAGUUGGGCAACAAUAUUUCGUUCCACCUGGGGAUGAUAGAAUUGCACACGCCGGAUUUAUUUUUGGACAGCCUCAUCCUCAGAACGAACGCUGGUGGACUCCACCUAGGCCAAAACGACUCGCGAUAAUAAAUCCCAAGGAUAAGAGUGUCGUCCUUGAAGGAUUCAUUGCAAGGGAGAAUAAGGUUAUCGAAGUCAUCAAAAGUCAAAACGCGUGCACGGAACAAAUAAUUGAACCGUCGAAAAAACAACAGGAAUACGUGCUUCCCACACCCGAUCCCGACAAUCUUGCGACGAUCGAGUCAUCAAGUGCACCCCAAAGGCCCACGAACAAGAUAACACCAGGCAGAAUGGCACUCAUAGAGUUGCUAAAGCGAGAGAUCGCCAAAAAAUCUGCCCAGCUCCGGAAAGAAGAGGUCGUGAACGCUAGAGCAAAUUAUGUUCCACCGUUUGCCCCUCCUCAUACAUUAAACUAUCGUUCUUUCAAAGUUCUCAAAUUAAGAAUGGGUCAACAACAUAAAGACGAACCUAAUGAGAGCAAAACUUUGGGUGAACUAACAGAAACAAAAAUGGACGAAAUCGAGCCUCUAAAAUAUUGGAUCUGUAGCACCGCGGACGAUCCAUCAUUUCAAUGUAAAGUUAACGAUUGA